Molecule: messenger RNA, 1380 nt
Organism: Athalia rosae (coleseed sawfly)
Lineage: Eukaryota; Metazoa; Arthropoda; Insecta; Hymenoptera; Athaliidae
Product: erlin-1-like
Exons: 5
Coding region: 152-1180 (342 amino acids)
Biological process (GO): SREBP signaling pathway
Cellular component (GO): endoplasmic reticulum; endoplasmic reticulum membrane
Molecular function (GO): ubiquitin protein ligase binding; cholesterol binding
Source: RefSeq, a predicted model, not a curated record
CGAAGAAAAUAUCUAUAACUUUGAAAGGGACAUGAUUCUAACGGAUCAUAUUUGAUGGCUUAAAGAAAACUAAUGAACCAUCGCUACCGAAUCUGGUACAAAGACUAAAGUAUAAUUGUUUUAUUCACGAUCGCCUGUAACAGAUGAAAAGAUGUCCGAUCAAAAUAUCAUUGGACUCUGUUUGCUCGUCUGUUUAGCAGUAGUUUUUAAUUUUUCUCUGCAUCGGAUUGAAGAAGGUCAUGUUGGUGUGUAUUUCCGGGGAGGUGCGCUUCUACCUCAUAUCAGCAAUCCAGGAUUUCACAUGAUGAUUCCUCUCUUAACGUCUUAUCGGUCGGUUCAAGUGACUUUGCAGACUGAUGAGGUGAAAAACGUCCCAUGUGGAACUAGUGGCGGUGUAAUGAUUUAUUUUGACCGCAUAGAAGUUGUCAACAUUCUGGACGCAAAUAGCGUUUACAACAUGGUCAGAAACUUCACUGCAGAUUAUGACAGAACUCUGAUCUUCAACAAGGUUCAUCACGAAUUGAAUCAAUUCUGUUCAAUGCAUAGCCUCCAUGAAGUCUACAUAGACUUGUUUGACCAAAUUGACGAAAACCUCAAAUUUGCGUUGCAAACUGAUCUCAAUGAACUAGCUCCGGGUCUCAGUAUUCAAGCUGUGAGAGUUACAAAGCCUAAGAUACCAGAGACUAUUAGAAAAAAUUACGAGCUGAUGGAAGCAGAGAAGACAAAGUUACUGAUCUCGACGCAGCAUCAAAAAGUGGUUGAAAAAGAUGCAGAAACAGAUCGUAAGAAAGCAAUCAUUGAAGCUGAAAAAGAAGCUCAGGUGGCAAAAAUUCAGUAUGAUCAAAAAAUCAUGGAAAAAGAAUCUCUUCAGCGGAUGGCUUCUAUCGAAGACGAGAUGCAUUUAGCACGACAAAAGAGCCGAUCAGAUGCAAAUUUUUAUCAAAUGAAAAAACAGGCUGAGGCAAACAAGUUACUUCUGUCAAAAGAGUUCUUGGAACUGAAAAAGUACGAAUCCCUUGCUCAGAAUACAAAAGUCUACUAUGGUGCUGACAUUCCAAAAAUGUUCACAUUUGCUGGCUGUUCAAGUGACCCUAAUUUAGAAUUUGAUGUCAAAUCUGCCGAAAAAGUAACUAGCAGCAGCGAAACAAGCUCCUACGGCGAUUUGCUUCGAAAAGAAUAGUUCCGUCUUGUGUACAAUCAAUAUAAAACCACCGAAAUUUAGUGUCAAGUACACAAUCAGUGACAGUUGGUUGAUUGCAAGGGUGCUUGUUUGUAAGUCGUCUGAGUUUCUUCAUUCAAUUCUGUGUAGGUUAAACUAAUUUAAUAAUGUACAAGGAAUGAUUGAGAUAAGUAUGCUAAUAAACAUGUAUUUUCCAAGCA